UCCUAAGGUUACCAAUAUAAUUUGUCAAAAUCAAUAAAAUAAUUUGUGCCAAUUUUGCCAAAGAGAUUUUGUGUACACGCCUGCCACGAAUGUAAACAGUAGGUCUUCCUAUUUUGUCCUUGUGAUAAGACAUUUUGUUGAGUAUUUUAAUUGUGAUUCACUGUUAUGUUAAUGAUCCGUACAGACCGAUGCAGAUCGGUCAGUUUUAGGUCAACUUUCAGGGAAGCCAAGAGAUGUUAUGAUGGUUUAUCAUCCAGACCAGUAUUGUCCAUUAAGAAUACUGCCUCCACCUUGUGGACAUAAUACAGUAUACCCAGCAUGAACAAUUGCGACUGAAUCAAUGGCUGACUGCACAAACUCAUACAGCUUAUGCAAACCAUAUUUUGGUGUAUGUUGUUGUGAAAUUUUAAUCCUACGGCCAAAUAUUAACAAGUCGGUUGACAUUGGAAAGGCUUGGAAUACAGUUACAUCAUUGGGGAUGAAAAAAACAUAACUAUAUUAUUCUUCUAUUUUGUCAUCUACAAUGGGAGGUUUAAAAAUUCAAACUAUGACUUAAGUUGACAAAGGGGUGGAUCUUGUGCCUUCUAUAAAUUUAGGUUGCUUUGGGCAGAGCACUUGUUGAAAUAGGCCAUAGGGAGAGUGACGAGAUGACGGCCUUGCUAGUCAGAUACAUUGUAUGUUUAUGCUUAGUGAUGUUGCUCUCUCUUUCAUUAUGUCCUGUCUCGUCCGUUUAUUCUUCCUCUUGUCAGUUACAGGAACCGUUUAGUCUUAAUGGCAUGUAUAAACAGGGAGACAUUGUGCUGGGGGGUCUAUUUGAGACCCAUUAUACCUCCAUCUUCCCCAAAUCCUUUUUCACCUCCAAACCACAGCAGCCCAUCUGCCAGGGUUUUGACAUUCAAGGGUUCAGGUAUUCCCAGACCAUGCUGUUUGCAAUAGAUGAGAUCAACCGGAGCGACAGUCUUCUGCCCAACGUGACACUGGGAUACAGACUCCAUGAUAACUGUGCCUCACUCGGAGUUGCCUUUCGAGCUGCCUUUUCAUUGGCCAGUGGCAAGGAGGUGAUGUUUGACCAGGCCGCAAGCUGUAGAGGAACCUACCCUGUGGUAGGGAUUGUGGGUGACUCCAUGUCCACUAAUACUAUUGCCAUUUCCAGUGUUUUAGGUUUGUUCAAAAUGCCCAUGGUGAGUUACUUUGCCACAUGUUCCUGCCUCAGUGACAGGCAACGAUUCCCAUCUUUUUUUAGAACUAUCCCAAGUGAUGCGUUUCAGGUGCGAGCUAUGCUCCAGAUUCUGAAGCGGUUUGGCUGGACCUGGAUUGGCCUGCUGGUCAGUGAUGAUGACUAUGGUCUCAAUGUAGCCCGAUCCUUCCAGUCAGAGCUGUCCCAGUCUGGUGAAGGCUGUCUGGCUUAUCUAGAGGUUCUGCCGUGGGGAAACAACCCUGGUGAACUUCAAAGGAUUGUUGGCAUAAUGAAGAAAUCAACUUCCCGUGUGGUCAUUGUUUUUGCACAUGAGAAUCACAUGUUGAACCUCUUGGGAGAGGUGGUAAGGCAGAACGUUACAGGCCUCCAGUGGAUGGCCAGUGAAGCCUGGACUGCCACCACUGUGCUCCAGAUCCCCAGCUACAUGCCUUUCCUUGCAGGCACUCUGGGCAUUGCCAUCCGCCGGGGAGAGAUACCAGGACUUAGGGACUUCCUACUGAGAAUACGCCCGGACAAUGACACACUCAGCAGCAAGGACAAUAACAUAGUGCAGCAGUUUUGGGAGGAGACGUUCCAGUGUAGAUUCCCGCCUUCACCACCCAAAUGGACCGAUGAAGGGGGGAGACUGUGCACAGGUCAGGAGAACCUGGCAACAGUAAAGACAGAGUUCCUGGAUGUUUCAAACCUCAGGCCAGAAUAUAAUGUGUACAAGGCGGUAUAUGCCAUGGCACAUGCCCUACAUGACAUGCUGAAGUGUGUUCCAGGGAGUGGACCUUUUGUCGGACAAACCUGUGCCAGUUUACAGAGACUAGAGCCAUGGCAGCUAGUUUAUUACUUGGAUAGGAUCAACUUUACCACACCUUUUGGUGAUCAAGUAUCAUUUGAUGAGAAUGGGGACGCAUUACCGAUCUAUGAUGUAAUGAACUGGCUUUGGCUCCCAGACGGUAGCACAUUCGUUCAGAAUGUUGGUGUUGUCAAGGAGACCGCCGCCAAAGGUGGAGAAACCACACUCAAAGAAGACAUCAUAUUCUGGAAUUUCGUUCCCAAAAAGCCACCUCGAUCAGUGUGUAGUGAGAGCUGUCCCCCAGGCACCCGCAUGGCCAGGAGGAAGAAUGAGCCUGACUGCUGCUUCGACUGCAUCCCUUGUUCAGAAGGAGAAAUUAGCAAUAUGACAGACUCAACAGAAUGCCUGAGUUGUCCAGAAGACUUCUGGUCAAGCCCUCAGCGUGACGUUUGUGUGCCAAAAAUUAUAGAGUUCCUCUCCUACGAUGACCCCUUGGGCAUGUCCUUAACAACGGCCUCUUUGAUAGGAACACUCAACUGUGCAAUUGUGCUAGGAAUCUUCACACAUCAUCGGACCACACCAGUGGUUAGAGCCAACAACUCAGAGCUCAGCUUCCUCAUUCUGCUGUCACUCAAACUAUGCUUCUUGUGCUCCUUGCUUUUUAUUGGUCAACCAAGGCUGUGGACGUGUCAAUUGAGGCAUGCAGCCUUUGGGAUCAGCUUUGUGCUGUGUGUUUCUUGUAUCCUGGUGAAGACCAUGGUUGUUCUGGCGGUAUUUAAGGCCUCCAAACCAGCUGGUGGCAGUAGUCUGAAGUGGUUUGGGGCAGUUCAACAGAGAGGGACUGUUGUAUUUCUGACAUUAAUUCAAGCGGCAAUAUGCACAACCUGGCUUGUGUCUUCCUCACCAGCACCUCAUAAAAACACACAAUAUCACAAUGACAGGAUAGUAGUUGAGUGUGUAGUGGGGUCCACAGUAGGAUUCGGAGUAUUACUGGGCUACAUUGGCUUACUGGCUAUUCUCAGCUUCUUGCUUGCAUUCUUGGCACGAAAUCUACCAGAUAACUUCAAUGAGGCCAAGUUUAUCACCUUCAGCAUGCUAGUCUUUUGUGCUGUUUGGAUAGCCUUUAUCCCCGCUUAUAUCAACUCCCCUGGUAAAUCUGCAGAUGCUGUGGAGGUAUUUGCCAUUUUAGCUUCUAGUUUUGGGCUGUUAGGGGCCUUAUUCGGACCAAAGUGUUUUAUAAUCCUGCUUAGACCUGAAAGAAACACUAAGAAAGCUAUAAUGGGACGAGGUGUCCCGAAAUACUAUAAACGAUAGCCUUCUUUUGAAUCAAUUGAUUAUGUGAAUGUUUGAAGGAAAAUGUAGACUACUUUACCUGCAUUCUAUGAAACAUUUUAUUUUCUCCCCCAGUUAAAACAGUAACAUAAUAAAGUAAUUAUAUGUCAAAAUUAUUCGUUGUGCUGAUUUUACCAAAGAGUAUUUUGUCACAAAUGUAAACAAUAGUUGUUGUGCCCUUGUGAUAAGACGUAUUAUAAAGUAUUUUAAUGGCAUUUCACAGUUAUGUUAAUGAUCGGUCGGUAUUAGGCAAAUUAU
Gadus macrocephalus (Pacific cod) is the source of this 3572-nucleotide messenger RNA. RefSeq names its product extracellular calcium-sensing receptor-like. NCBI's taxonomy places the organism in Eukaryota, Metazoa, Chordata, Actinopteri, Gadiformes, Gadidae. Gene Ontology annotation, molecular function: G protein-coupled receptor activity. Gene Ontology annotation, biological process: G protein-coupled receptor signaling pathway. The record is from RefSeq and is a predicted model, not a curated record. Gene Ontology annotation, cellular component: membrane. The transcript has 9 exons. The coding region runs from base 648 to 3296 and encodes 882 amino acids.